CGCCGUCGACCAUCCCCUCGCGUAUCCUCCGGGCGGCGGAGCUACGCGGUUGAGACGAUGGUCGACUCCUCGUCCGCGUCCGCUGCUUCACCUCCUCGAUCUUCUACCGGAUUGGCCGCAGCUCCCUAGACGGCUCCGGCUUCGACACAUUGCGAUCCAUCAGAACGCAGAGAGAGAGAGAGAGAGAGAGUGUGUGUGUGUGUGUCAGAGAUUUCGAUGUUUUGUUCGAGAGGAAAUGGGGGGAGAGGUUGGGGGCUUUUUGAAGGAGAUUAGGGUUAGGGUUUGAGGUCGACGUAGGGCGGCAGAAAGGGUGAUGGGAUGGGCCAAGCGAACAGGAAAAGGCGAAGGUGAUAAAAGGCAAGGGUAAGGUCAUCGUCAUCGGCGCCGGCGGUACUGGGCGACCGGGAGCCGAGAGCAGCGGAAACGACUAACGAGGAAAGUUAGCCUUUGGAGAUUUCCGGUGCCUCGACGAAGGCCUUGGCGGCCAGAAGAACAAGCGCAAGAGAUCUGAGUCCGAUGGCCCCGAAUCCAUGGAUGUCGACCCCAACGCCGCCGCCGGCGGCGGCGAUGCCAUCCUCCCACCGUCCAAGAGGCCCGCCCUCCCUUCCCUCGAGAACCCGGAGAAGCCCACCUUCGGCCGUCCCACUUAUGACGGCGUGAUCGCCGGCAAGGUCUCGGGCCGUAAGUGGAAGCAAGCACGCACCCACCGGUCAUCCGCCAUCGCCGUAUCCCGCCGCGGCCCCUCCUUCGAGCUUCGGACGAGGGAGAAGGAGCUGAAGCGGGCGUUCCGGGAGCGGAAGGAGGAGCUCAAGGAGGAGAUCCGGCGGAACAAGGAGGAGAAGAGGAAGAUGAGAGAGGAGAGGGAGAAAAAGAAACAGGAGAACACUCUGAGGACGGGCACGAAGCUCCAGAAGAUCACCAAUCCCAAGACUUUGAAGAAGAUCGCCAAGUCGAAGCAGAGGAAGCUGCUCAAAGUCGUCCCGGAUGAGCUGCUCAACAAGAAUAGCAGCAAUAACAAGAAAAAAAGUUCUAUCACGCGGUUUAUGUUUGAUUGGUUGAUUCUGAGGGUGGGAGCUCAUGGCUAGGGAAGAGGCCUCAUU
This is a messenger RNA of Elaeis guineensis (African oil palm), 1100 nucleotides long. RefSeq lists its product as uncharacterized. Lineage: Eukaryota; Viridiplantae; Streptophyta; Magnoliopsida; Arecales; Arecaceae. The record is from RefSeq and is a predicted model, not a curated record. Gene Ontology annotation, cellular component: nucleolus.